ACUCACUCCCUGUCAGAGCGCGUUGACAGCCACCGACCGGAGCACUGAUCAGCCGUGCAAGACUGCUGGAGAGAGAAGAAGGAGAAGAAGAAGAAGAAGAAGAAGCUCCUCCGACUCUCGCGCGCUGUUUCAUUCGCGAAAGACUCAUCAGUGUCCCACCGCUGCCCGCACCAUGUCUGGAGAGGACGCACCUGCCCAGGAGCAAAACGCCGUGGACCAGAAGCAGGAGACCAAGCCGGCGGAGGAGCCCAAACCCGAGCCGCCCAAGACGGAGUCCGCUCCGGACGCCGCCGAGGCAGCGGCGACCCCCGCGGCGGCGGCGGCCACCGCCGAGGGCAAGGCGGCCGAGGAGGAGGAGGAGGCGUUCGCCUACCGCGCGCUGGUGCUCACCGGCUACGGCGGCUACGACAAAGUCAAGCUGCAGGUGAAGAAGGGCAGGCCGGCGCUCAAGGCCGACGACGUGCUGGUGCGGGUCAAGGCGUGCGGGCUCAACUUCGCCGACCUGAUGGCGCGACAGGGGCUGUACGACCGGCUGCCGUCCCCGCCGUUCACCCCGGGCAUGGAGUGCUCCGGGCUGGUGGAGGCUGUCGGGGAGGAGGUGACGGACAGAAAGGUGGGCGAUAAGGUGAUGGUGCUGAACCGCUUCGGCCUCUGGCAGGAGGUGGCGGUGGUGCCGGCGAGCCACACCUUCCUCAUCCCGGAGGGCAUGGGCUUCGAGGAGGCCGCCGCCCUCCCCGUCAACUACAUCACCGCCUACAUGAUGCUGUUCGACUUCGGCAACCUGCGGCCCAACCAGAGCGUCCUCGUCCACGCCGCUGCAGGUGGUGUUGGUAUCGCAGCCACCCAGCUCUGCAAGACGGUGAAGGACGUGACCGUGUUCGGCACCGCGUCGGCCAGCAAGCACGAGACCAUCGGCGAGGGCGGAGUCACGCAUCCCAUCGACUACCGCACCAAGGACUACGUGGAGGAAGUCCGCAAGAUCAGCCCGAAAGGCCUGGACAUUAUCCUGGACCCUCUCGGAGGAUCGGACACCCAUAAGGCCUACAACCUGCUGAAGCCCAUGGGCAAACUUAUUACCUAUGGCACCUCGAACAUGCUGGCGGGCCAGAAGAAGAACCUGCUCGCCGUGGCCAAGAACUGGUACCACCAGUUCUCCAUCCACACGCUCAGCCUGAUCCAGGGCAACAAGUCGGUGUGCGGCUUCCACCUGGGCUACCUGGACGGCGAGAUGGAGCUCAUCACGCAGGUCAUGAACACCGUGCUGGACCUCUACAAGCAGGGCAAGGUCAAGCCCCGCAUCGACUCCACCUGGCACCUCGAGCAGGUGGGCGACGCCAUGAGGAAGAUGCAGGAGAGGAACAACAUCGGCAAAGUGAUCCUCACCACGGAGCCGAUGCCCGAGGAGGAGAAGAAGGAGGAGCCCAAGAAGGAGGACAAGAAGGACGACAAGAAGAAGGACGACAAGAAGAAGGAGGACAAGAAGAAGGACGACGGCAAGAAGGAGGAGAAGAAGGACGACAAGAAGAAGGAGGAGCCCAAGAAGGAGGAGAAGAAGGAGGAGGAGAAGAAGGAGGAGGUCAAGAAGGAAGAGAAGUGAGAGGGAAUGGGAUGGAUGGAUAGUCAAGCAGACCAGCAGGGAGGGUGUGUCCUGGGAGCGAGGGGGUGUGGGUGGGGGGGCGGACGGAGAUGGAGAUGGGUGGGACGUCGGGGGUGGAGCAGCAGUGAGAAGGGGAAGGAGUCAGAGGCGUAGAUUACAAAAUUUUCACACCUUUCAUCUCUUCUGCUCCACCCUCUCGAGUCCACAAUGGCGGUGAUUACUCAGGCCUGGCUCCGCCCACGCCCCCUCGCGCACACACACAUUAAACAGAAGAAAAAAAGAAAGAAAAAAUCUAACCACUCUCCCCAGCUCGUGAGCUCGGAAACGUUUGUCCCCACCUCGACCAGGUCGAGGAAAGAGCCGCGACGCUUCAAAGAUUCUUAUUUUUUCUCCCCUAUUCGGAAUGACAGGGACGAGGAAGCCGUGGAGGGACCGUGGGUAGGGUCCAGGCUUUGGGGGGCGGGGGGUGAAUUACCGUUUCCUUGACAGCCGUUAAUCCCCGCCUGCCCGCUCGCUUUCCGGCCCCACCCUCCAUCCCCCCUCCCCCGUGCCUCCCCGCCACCUCAACUCCCACUGUGCUAAAUUGUUCUGCUCUGACUUCCACCUGCCACCUCCUGUCCUCUCCUCUCCAUCCCCCCGAACCCCACCCCACCCUCACUGUGCUGAGUCCCCCUCCUCCCUCCCCACUCCCACCUCACCCCCCGCACCACCAACCCACGGGCCGGACCCACAGACAGCCAGGCAAACACGAAAGAACCACGCCCACCCACUCGUCGAUCCCUCCGGUGUCCGACGCCUCGAGUUAUGUCACUGAGGAUGAGUCAGAGAUGAUUGUGAUUGGCUCCUCCUCCUCCUCCUCCUCCUCCUCCUCAUGUAGACUUUAGCAUCACGGUUUCGAUCAUGACUGCUCAGACGACCGUGUUAAAGCUGCAACAAGGCCUGAAAUUGUGUUUUUUUUGUUUUUUUGUUUUUUUGUUUGUGGAAACAGCUCCUGCGGUCCCAGCAAAUUCCCAGUGAAGUUAAUAUAGUGGCUGCAGCUUUUUUACACUCGCCUGAAUAUGAAUUUCCCCACAUAAUGAGUCUUUCUGUGCAGCGUUGAAUAGGGAGGCAGAAAUCAUCGCUCAGCUUCCUCCUCCUCCUCCUCCUCCUUAGUUACAGAUUUCCUUUUUUUUCUCUAGCGGACCAAAAACUGUUGGCAAGAAGCGCCCGCUGCCAAUUAAGAGAGAAUUUGUUUCGUACGAGCCACAGACACACACACAUUGAUUGAUUGCACACACACACACACACACACACUCUGAAUGUUGAUGAAAGGGCCACUGUCACGCAGUGAGACAGCGAAGCGUCUGAAAACGAGCAAAGUUAAAGAAGGUGAACACGGGUUUCCUCUUUCUUUCCGUGGCAUUCCGCUCCUUUUCACGGCGGCCGCUCGCCCGUCGAUCAGCCGGACCUGCGAGAGGGAGAAUUCAAUUGGAGCUGGCGUCCACGCUUCGCCUCCCCUCCUUCUCGACUCUGCUCUCUCCACCCUCCUCUCUCUCCAUUUCCCCUCUCCAUGGUCGGCAUAGCAACAGGCGUCAGGCUCGUCAGAGACGGCACUGUGGUCUGUUUUCUCUGACUCCCUCUCUCCCUGCGUUCCCCCUCUCUUCUUUGUUUCUGCCUCCCUAACUCUACUCGCCAUGUUUCAGGUGUGAAGCGUAGUAGCCAUCCAUGCGAUGAAACGAGGAGGGGGUGGAGAUAGUUAGUGUUGCCCCCCACCACCAAAAAAAUGUAAUCUACUCUUGACAGUGUGCAGGCUCAGACGGCACAUCGCUCCCUCUGACGGCCAGCGUGAAUAUAUUUGUGUCUGGCUGCGGUCGUGUUAGAAGUUGAGAGGUGUAAUCCUCGAGCGUCUCAUCACAAAUCCCACUUGGGGUCGGACUCUAAAUCUUUUCCCGUGGGCGGAUGUCAGCUCUUAAAACCCCUUAGACACGUAUCUCCCCGCCUGCCCGUCCGUCUGCCUGUCUGCCUGCGAGCCCGGCCUCGGCGUCGGUGAGACUCAGAUGGUGACUAUAGUGACUUUGUAAAAAAAAAAAAGGAAAAACAAAAGAAAAAAAUUGUCGUGUUCGCAUGAGGGGACUCCCUCACGUGCCGUGUGUGGCGUGCCAUUGUGUGUGAAGGUGUGUGUGCGUGCGUGUGUGCGUGUGUGUCCUCAGGUCGUUUAAAAGCAGCCACCCUCCCCUCCCCUCCCCGCCCACCUUCGCCCCGCCCUUCUUCCUCCCCCUCCUCCUCUUGUCGCCCCCCCCUGUCUGAUAAGAGGCCUGUGUUUUUACGAGGACAGUUGGUAUUAGUAUUUUUGUUUGCACUCUGCUCGCUGAUCUUAAUGCACUUACGGGGCAUGGCGGUCCCACUCCAGCCCCACACUGUGGCUUUUGAUUCUGCUCCACGUCCGCCGCUCCCGCCCCCCAUCAUCCACUCUUCCCCCACACACACACACACACACAGAAACACACACACACACAUUUUCAGCUUGCCAGUCCCUGUCCAGGUCCAACUUCUCCUGGGUGGCAGCUAAAAAAAAAAAAAAUCAAAAGCAUUCAUCCCAUCCUGGACCUGUGGGAAGUAAAGUGUGGAGUGGACCCACCGGGGGGGGAGGGCUGGAGUGUGACCGUCCACGCUGGUGUCGUUGGGGGAGUGACCUGUGUCCCGUCGGCCUCCGGUUAGUGUUCUGUUCUAAUCUGCUGGGCGUGAACCUGUGGACGGUGCUUCUGUUUCCGAGUGCCAUGUGAGAAACAAACGCUUCAAAAAAAAGAGGAUGUUUUACCUAAUAUGUGAUUUUAAUUUACCUUUAUAUAUAUAUAUAUAAUUUUUUUUUUUUUUCUCGUUCUGUUCGUUUAUUUGUUUCGUUUAUCCAAGGGUUUAAAAAGAAGUUCAAAGCGCUCAUGCUCUUUCUAUGUGGGGGGGGGACCUUGCCAAAACCUGCACUCCUUUCAAAUGUGACGACGCCUUUUUUCUCUCUCUCUGUUGGUCUGAACCACGUGUGCCAAAUUAUUGUAUCUGUACUCCUCUGUCAAUGCUUUCGAUAUUAACAGUGCAUAUAUAUAAAAAAAAAAAAAUGUAUGAAGGAAAAUUAUCUGGUUUUUUUUCCAUGCAUUUCCGUCAAAACCCUUUUAGAAGAAAAAGAGGGGGGAAAAAAACGACAAAAGAGUUGUCAGUGUGUCAGAUUUGUGUUCCCGAACGCUCAACGGUGCUGACGAGAGUUCUCCGCUGCAGUUUACAAAGAAGGUUCAACACAAUUUGUAGCUUGUUGAUCGAUUGACGGGCGUCUCUCUCGGGCGUAGGCCUGCACUGUGCCUCCCUCCCUCCCUCCCUCCCUCCUGCACACAGCUAACCUCCACCCGAGGCGCCUCCCUCCACUGUGCUUUCACCAGCUCGGUUCCGUCCCUCGCCACGCGUUUGCAGCCACGGCACCGGUGACAAAGUCCGUGAGAAGAAGACAAAAGGUGCAUUCAAGGUGCCAAAAAAAUGACACAUGGAUUCACAAAGAAUUGCUAAAAAGGCCCAUCCCCAAAUCCCCCCAAAUGACUCCUUGGUUUGUUUUCCAAAAGUGGCUCGUGUAGCAGAGCGAGGGAGCAGAUGUUUUUAUCACACAGAUGUGCAGGCGAUGCCAAUUCUGUAACGCAGCUGCACCAGAAGAAAAUCCCAGCGUAGAGCCUGUACCGGGGCCGAUCACGGCUCCAGACGCGACAUGUCCGCUCUGCAGCUGAUCUCAGUUCACGCAAGGAAUUAUGACCUUUUCUUUCUUUCUUUCUUUCUUUCCUGGGCUGCAUCCACAGAGCUUCUUGGCCGGUGCGACAGUCGCGGCAGCAGCCAGGCCCCCAAAAGAGCCCAUCUCUCCGUAUCAACCCCCAUCGAUGUCCAUUGGAGUUCGCAGCGAAUGGAACUCUACUUCUGACAUCUGGAAUUUUUCGAAAUUGCAUGCGUUCAUCGGCAUGUGGGAAACAGAUUACCAGGUUCCUUUUGAGCUGGGAUGCCUUUGAGAUGAACUCAAUCAGUGGGAGGCGGGUGUUUCUAAUGUCUGGGCCUUCUGGGACUUCGACUCAAACACGAGAGCCUUUUCCACCGCGUCGAAAAGCCACAUUGUACAGUAGUAUGUCGUCUUCCCGGUCGCUCCAGACACUUGGCAACUCAAGAGAUACACGGGAGGGGGGGGGGGGGGGGGGGGGAAACAGCGUUUCAAAGUAGAAAAAUGAACUCAAGUGGUAAUUUCUGAACAUUAGCAGUUUUAGAUUUGAUCUCACCAUGUGACGCUCGCAGUGUAAAGGUCCGCAACAUGCACCAAGACUUCCGUUUGUCUUGGACUAGUACACCUGAGGUCCCUCGCGGGCGCUCAGCGUUCAGCUCCGAGGUUUCCUCCUCAGUCGUGUUGCAGUUAGUCCCAACCACCGCCACCGCCACGUCGUCCCGUCUCACCGCACACACACACACACACACACUCUCCCACACACCCACUUUCGCUUCACAGCAUCCGCGGCCGACGUCGAGCUUUGGCGCCGCGAGGCCAAAGGGGAGAAGCUCCGUCAGUGGAGCCACACUGUGUUCACUCGUCCACGCUGAGAAAAACAACGAUCCACACACAUCUGCCUGCAGCGUUUGUUUCCUUGGCCAUUAAGUCAUCACGAAGAGUUUUUGCAAUGGAGCAACAAUGCGGAGGCGCUGAGUGAAGUUCAACCUGGCUGGGCUUUGUUAUGUGCAGUACUAGGAUCAGUGUUUAGUGUGUGUGUGUGUGUGUGUGUGUGUGUGACAGCUCGCCGUCUCUCUCCACUUCAGAUUAGCAGCCAUGUUGAGGGCCGACGUCAGGGAGGAGACGAAGAGCGACCCACCCUCCCUCCUGUGCCACCUGGCUGCCCUCGUGUCCUCCGUCACGGCCCGCUGGCUGGUUACUGUGCGUUUCGAGACGUGCACCUCGACCUAUCUCUGGGAAACGCUUUCGGAAAAAGAACUCGCCUCACGUCCCCUCCCCGCCGCACGCCGCCUCCCCCGUUGACAGAUUUCACGUCGCCGCUGGUCGUUUUCUACGGGGGCACACGGCGCCCUACAGGUUGACCUCUGAGCCAGCACUCGUCCUCCCGCUCUGACCUUCCUAUUGCGUUUGUUGGGUUUUCUCGGUUAUGUUUUCCUUCUGUUCGUGGUUGCAAACGCUCUCUUCUCUCACCGCCACUUUGUUUUUGAAACCCUUUGAAUUGAUGCUGCUUCUGUGCUUGACUCUGGGUUUACUGCGUGGUGCCAUGUUGUCCACAUGGCCUCUAGAGCUUGUAACGCUUCAGUGUGUAAUGUUACCAUAUGCCUUACAUGUUUUCCAGGACUAAUAAAAAAAAGCAUAACAAAAACA
This is a messenger RNA of Scophthalmus maximus (turbot), 6962 nucleotides long. RefSeq names its product vesicle amine transport 1 (gene vat1). Gene Ontology annotation, molecular function: oxidoreductase activity; zinc ion binding. The transcript has 7 exons. Lineage: Eukaryota; Metazoa; Chordata; Actinopteri; Pleuronectiformes; Scophthalmidae. The record is from RefSeq and is a predicted model, not a curated record. Bases 173 to 1597 code for a protein of 474 amino acids.